UUUAAUGUUGAAACGACCGCGCACCUUAGAGACGAUUAUUAAUGGUGUAAGCGGCUGUGUAAAUUAUGCGACAGGUUUAUUGGAUUUAGUGCAGCUUCACAGACACCUGUGGUAAAUUUCCAGUGACAUCUUAGAUCAAAUAAAAGUGUGUAAUACCUGUGACAUACAAAGGUGUUCUGUUUUUCCAGUGCGUAUAUACUUCUAUAGAUAAAAUGUGAUAGCAGCAUAUCAUUUGCACACUAUAUUUGUUGCAGAUAGUAAGAAAUUCUUCCAUUAAUGAUAAAAAGAUGUGAAUCAUCCAAACAAAUGUACUUUAAGUAAUCAGGAUGGAGUAUAGAUAAUUGAGGAAUAAUGUAAAGCUUACAUUUGAAAUAUGUCAUGGUUUUUAGAAAGUAUGGAUUUUCCAAAAGCAGAUUAUGAAAGGAUUUUUACGUUUUUUCAUGUCGAUAUUUUUGCAAUGGCUGCGUAAACCUGGGCCUAAUACUACCAUAUUUGGGGUUUAAAUAGGGGAGCAACAAAUAUCUUGUAGAAAGAUUUGAAUGACGAGUUGUAAGUUUACAUUCUACAGAUUUCAUAGAUUUAUUCAUUAAUAUUUACACUCUUAUCAGUUAUUUGAAUAGUAUGGGUGUAUAAAACGUUUUUUAUUUGAAUUGGAGUAUGUUACUUUUGUGGUCUUUGGAGUUUGUACCAUAAAAUUAUCGUUAAAAAUUUAAGUGUUAGUAGGAAUAUAUAUGAUAUCGAUGUAGAUUGUUGACAGGAAAAUGAAGUUUCACAACAUACAUGGUACGGGUAUAACAUUAUCUGAUGCUAAGACCUCCGCUACAAGGUCCGAUUCCUAUUUUUGCAAUGGAAUUGUCUUUAGUGAUCAACCAAUCAAAGUUGGACAAAAAGUUGGUGUGGAAUUAACAUGCACAAGUAAUUGGAGUGGUGCACUCAGAAUCGGAUUCACAAUAAAUGAUCCUUCAAAAUUUGGGAAUCAGGAAUUACCAAAAUACGCACUACCACAUUUGGCAAAAAGAGAUGGUUACUGGGUGCGGCCUAUCAGUGAAAACUUGGCAACAGAUGGGUGUCAGCUAAUGUUUUAUGUUAGUAACAAUGGAAAUGUGCAGUUUUUUGUGAACAAUGAACACAAGGGGGCACUCUUUGUUGGACUUCCUGUUGACAGAGCAUUCUGGGUACUGUUUGAUAUAUAUGGAAACACCAAAGGCAUGAAGUUUAUUAAAUCAGACGAUGCACCAAAGGAGAUAAUGGCGAGGGGGCCAGAGGCUAUCAAAGCUUUUGAAUCAGCAUGUAUCUCUGGCAUGAAACCGGUCUAUAAAACACGACUUAUGCUUGUUGGACAGGAUAGGGCAGGAAAAACAAGUCUGAAGAAAGCAUUACUAGGGCAACAAAGUGUGAAAGGCAGCACAGAGGAGACACAAGGGAUAGAUUUAUCUACUUCCUGUACAUUCUGUGUUGGUAGCCAUGACAACUGGACUGAAGCUGGAACAAACACACAUGAUGUGACACAGGAUGAUAGCAACAAAGGCAUUAUGGGUGAUGUUGAAGGCUUAGAAGAGGAGUAUAACCAGGCAUUAGCCACCAAUAUUGUUCAGGAACUUUUAUAUCAGAAGAGACGUAAAACUUCUGUGUCACAGAAAUCAAAACCUGCAUCACGUGAGUCACAGAGAGGAUCUACAGCUGGUAGUAGAAAGAUUUCAAGUAAACCAUCUUCUGCAAGUAUUUCAGCCAAGUUCAGUGAGAUUCCGUCAGAAAUGUUUAAGGAAGUGCCAGAUUCUGUGGUUGAAUUAGUGCAAAAAAUGUUGGACAAUUCUUCUGUGGAAGUUAAAUCCCAGGACUCCGUUUCUUUGGCAACUAAGCCUGUAGAUGGAGCUAAAAUGGUGCUAAAUAUAUGGGAUUUUGCUGGAAAAGAAGUUUAUUAUGCGACACAUCAAAUUUUUUUGACUAGUCGGGCAUUAUAUGUUUUUGUGUUCAAUUUGACUAAUGACCUUGAUGAGGUGACCUCUGAAUCAGAGGAAGACUCUGAUAAACUUUCUACAUUAGAAUAUCUAGAUUUCUGGUUGAGAUCUAUAUAUGCUCAUGCCUCUACAACUAACAAGACUACAGAGUUAAACACAUAUUCUCCACCAGUGUUGAUUGUGGGGACUCAUAAAGAUUGUUUACAUUCUGAGACAGAUGCCAUAAACCAGACUGUUGAAGAAAAGUUUUCAUUAAUACAAGAGUUCCUGAUUGGUAAACCUUAUGUGAAACAUCUAGUCACCCCAUUUUUUGCCGUCAACAAUACACUGGACGAUACUGUGUUAGUGGAGUUGCGGAGGAAAAUAGAAGAGAUAUCUUGCCAAGAACCUUAUAUAGGAGAACGUAUGCCGAUACGAUGGAUGAAGUUUGAGCAGGAGAUAAAUACUCUAAAAACACAGGGGACACAUUACGCCUCUUAUGAUCAGGUGACGGAGGUAGCAGGACAUCUAGGUGUUACAGAUUAUAAAGAAGUUAUGACAAUGUUAGAGUUUUAUCAUGAUCUUGGAAGUAUAGUAUACUAUGGUAGUGGAAAAUCGGCUAUAGAUAAUCUGUUACGUAACACGGUCAUUCUUGAUCCACAGUGGCUGGUUGAUAUGUUUAAACAUGUGAUAUCCUCUGCAUGGAGACCAGAGGAUAAGUGGAAUUUAAUUCGUGACAAGUGGACUAGAUUAGAGGAGUUUGGUAUUUUAGAAGAAACUCUGCUUGAGACAUUGUGGCACGAGGCAUUGGAUCAGAAAAUGUUACUUCUAGGAUUGCUCGAGAAAUUUGAUCUGGUUUGCCAACGUCUUCCUAGUGUUGCGGAGUCCCAGGCUUCUGACUACAUGACAAAUAGAUGUUUUUACGUACCUGCACGGUUGUCACGGUACCACGGUUCAAAUAAACUUUACACAGUCGGAGAAAACGAUGUCACUUUCUACAUUAACUUCCAUGGAUUUCUACCAAGUGGCUUGUUCCAAAGAAUAUUAACUCGUACAACAAGAUGGAGCCAGGGUAUUGGCGGCCAAAAUCCAUACUUCCUGUACAAACAAGUUGUACGAUUCUUCCUGGACACGGAGCAUGAUUUUGUUCUAGAAAUGUCACCAAAGAAAUACAGUAGAAUUAAGGUGGUUAUUUUGAGAGUGUCGGAAUCAGAAACUACUCGAGUUGAGAAACAAACGCUUGCCAAGUUAUCAUCUCCUAAACCAGAAGCUUGUGCCAAAGUUCGGAAUUUUCUGGAGUCUAGUCUAUGUGAGUUACGCGAGAUGUGGAUGAAGAGAAUAUCGCACACUGUGUGUGUAAGUUGUCCUUGCGUGAGAGUGUGUGAGACCCACAAAACUGAAGGAUGUUCCCAGGAAUCUUGCCUCCAUUUCUUAAAUCUUGAUGAAUGUAUAGCAAAUAAGGUUGUUAUGUGUGACCAUAGAAGAAUCAAAACUGGAACUAUAAAGAAAUGCUUCCCGGAACCAUUGUCAUUAGGCUUUAAUGGUCCUGUCUUGCCAGCUGUGUCACUAACAGAUACCUGUGGUAACAUAGAGAAACAUUGUCCUACAUUGCCAAACUGGGUGAAAAGUGCUGCCAAACUUCUCAAUUCUGGGGAACCAGGAAAAGACUGGAACACUCUUGCUAAAGAAUUAGGUUACAAGCAGAAUCAGGUGAACAAGUUUAAUGAUGACCUUAAUCCUGGACUGGUUCUAUUAACUGACUGGAUUAUCAGCAGUGGUAACACUGGUUUAUCUGUAGAUAUGCUCACAGUCUACUUAGAGAAGAUAGACAGAGAUGAUGUUGUAGAUAUUAUACAAAAAGCUCAAGAUUUGGACCAUGAACCUGCCCAGAUAUUCAUCAGUUACCAGUGGGAUAGCCAGGAUGAGGUUAAGCAGCUAAGGGACCGGCUAGAACGCUCGGGUUUCACAUGUUGGAUGGAUAUAGGUCAACUUGGAGGAGGAGAUCAGCUUUACAACCGUAUAGAUGAAGCUGUCAGACAAUGCAGAGUUGUGAUAUCAUGUGUCAGUCCGAAAUAUGUGGUAUCAUCUCACUGUAUGAAGGAACUUAGUCUAGCUGACCUGCUCCGUAAACCAAUCAUCCCUGUCAUGAUAGAUAAAACUGUGUGGCCACCACCAGGGGGCAUGGCCCUCAUUUUUAGCCAGCUUGUCUACAUAAACUUAAAAGGUAUAGGAGGCCACGGAGGAACUGGAAUACAUGCAGAUAAGAACGACAAAUAUAAAGAGAUUGUACAGCGAAUCAGUCUACACGCUACCCCCGAUCUUUCACGAUGUACAGACACGGACACAGAAAUCGAGAGUAAAAGUCAGUAUUUAGACCACGAUAUCAUGAGUUCGAACUAUUCCGUUCUGGAUGGUGGUGAUCGAUAUAGUCUAGCAACGAGAAGCUCGUUAAAUUCAGCCUUCAACUUACGCAGAGUUUAUGGACAGGAUGUGGCUGAAACUGUGACUGUCCAGAGGGCAGCACCGAGACCGGUAGAAGAAGUUCAUGUACAUCAGUGUCGUGUUUGUACAAUAUUGUGAUAAAUAAUUACCAUUGUUAUAUAUUAGAUUAUUAAAUAUUUUAAAAUAUAAUAGUUUUAUAUAUCAAAGAAGCUUAUAGGCCAGUUUAUCUCAUGUAUCAUGUGUUUGAAGACAAUUUUAACCAUUAACUUGCUGACCAUUUCUUAAAUGGACUUGACCACCUUUUAUUUUUGGAACUGUCCAUAUUAAUUUGAAGGAUGUCAAGUUUGUCAGCCAAUAGAGUAGAGUCUGUCAUACUGCAUGGAUUUGCAGAUUGGCACGGCAGUUUAGUGGUGGCGAAGGCUGAUCAAUUUCGGUUCAAGGGUAGGUUUCGGAUUAAUAUGAUUAAAAAAAUUUCGUAUAAUUGUUGGUACUGUUGGGUUUCUUGUUGAUACCUCAUCAGGAUAUUGUUGUAUUCAAAAGGUUAAAGAGUAUCCUGAAUACUGUUAUAGUUCAAAAUGGAAUUGUUCAACAAGGAAGGGUGAAGUUGAAUGUUGUUACAUGUUAUUUUUUAAAGGGCAUUUUUAUAUUUCUUAAGAUAAACCUAGAUGUUUGAUAGUUUAUAAAUAUGAUAAGCUUGUUCAGAAUUGUUAUUAUUUUAUUUACGAUUAAGAUUUACAAAUGUUUUUUUUUUAUUUUUUAUGAAUGAUAAAUGAUUUUUGUUAAAUGUUUGCUUUAAGUAACAGGGUUACAUAUUUUUUUGACAAAAAAAAUUUUUUGCUAUUUUUUUAAAAUGAUAAGAUAUAUGAGCCGCGUCACAACAAAACCAACAUAGUGUGUUUACGACCAGCAUGGAUCCAGACCAGCCUGCGCAUCCACGCAGUCUGAUCAGGAUCCAUGCUGUCCGCAAAUGCACUAUGUUGGUUUUGUCGUGACGCGGCUCAUAUUCCAAAAUGUUUUAGUUGUUGUGGGUGAUGGAAUCUCUUUUACUAUACAGAUCUUAUCCCCUUCUUAUUUGAUAGUCAGUUCUGUUAAUGUUAUUAUUUAGUAUUUUUGUUUAUUUAUUUUGUAUUACUA
Ruditapes philippinarum (Manila clam) is the source of this 5513-nucleotide messenger RNA. RefSeq lists its product as uncharacterized. Bases 762 to 4517 code for a protein of 1251 amino acids. Gene Ontology annotation, molecular function: protein binding. NCBI's taxonomy places the organism in Eukaryota, Metazoa, Mollusca, Bivalvia, Venerida, Veneridae. The record is from RefSeq and is a predicted model, not a curated record. The transcript is spliced from 21 exons. Gene Ontology annotation, biological process: signal transduction.